GCCCCCUCCCACCCCCGCCCGCCCAGUCUGCUGUCUCACUUCAUCCCGGACCGACAGCGCUGCCGUUGGAUACUGAAAGGGGGGGGUCAUAUGUAUGUAUGUAUGUAUGUAUGUACGGACAUACAUACCGCUUUAGUGUAUUUGUGCUCCUAAAAGUUAUCCGUUACGUAAUCGGACGAGUUAACGGUCCCGGAUGAGACGCGACGUCGGUGCGGCACAAUAGCGGCUUUCUGCCUGGAACAAACCCGCGCUGCGUGGCCUGUAUUUGUGGCUUAUUAGGAACCCCCCCUUUGAAAAAAAAAGCCAAGGGACAUCUUGGAAGCCGAUGUUUGUUGUUUUCCAGUCCGGUGCGAGCGGUUUGAAGUUAGCUAAGGCGGCUAACCAGCACGCGUGCGCAGCGGAAUGAUGGCGAGAGGAAGACUCCACGCUGUGGCUCAUCAUCAUGGUUGGCAUUAAUUGUCCUUUUUGGCACGUUUUGCUAUGAUUGUAGUACAUAGACACAUCCUGGUAGGCCCGGUUGUCAUUUAUUAAAUCACAUCAAGGGCCGCGAUCGAGCGGGUCCUUGUCGUAAAUAUGGAAAACAAAGACUAACGCGAAGACAAGACAGACAGUGAUCAAGCUUUUUUUUUAUUUUAAGUCAGCUAGCAAGCUUGUUAGCGGAUUAGCUUACACGGCCUGUGUUCCAGACAAAUAGCCUCGCCCCCCCACCCCCCCCCUUUUUUUAUUUUGCUAUUUUUUAAUUCCUCGCCACAAUGGGCGCUCACACCGGGGAUGUGGAGCCCAUGCCGGGAUACUUGGACCUCAUCAGCCGAGCCUCCAGCGUCAUGAUGACGGCGUGGAGAGAUUGUAGCCAGUGUGGUCUGGAUCUCUCCAGGCGGACUCUCCUGGAUAACGCGUACAUCACCUGGACCGAGAUAGCCCUCUUCUUCUUUUGCGCCUUUUUGUGGACUCAGAUCAGAAGGGGCUUGACUGAAAGACUGUUCAAGCCUCUAGCACGGUGGUGCAGCCUGCUGCCCAAAGAUGCCGCCAAGAUGCCGGAGAGCGCGUGGAAGCUGGUCUUCUACACCAUGUCGUGGUGCUACAGCACCUACCUGCUCUUCUUCACGUCCUACUCCUUUUUCCAUGACCCGCCCUCUGUCUUCUAUAACUGGAAGAGCGGGAUGUCAGUGCCUAUAGACAUCGCCAUCGCCUACCUGAUCCAGGGCAGCUUCUACGGCCACUCCAUCUACGCCACCGUCUACAUGGACGCCUGGAGGAAGGAUUCUGCUGUCAUGGUGGUCCAUCACAUCAUCACGCUGGCGCUCAUCUGCUUCUCCUACGCCUUCAGGUACCACAACGUGGGCAUCCUGGUGUUGUUCCUCCACGACAUCAACGACAUCCAGCUGGAGUUCACCAAGCUGAACAUCUACCUGAAGUCCCGAGGAGGAGGGUACUACCUGCUGAAUGACGUGGUGUCCAACAUGGGCUCCGUCAGCUUCAGCAUAACUUGGUUCUGGUUCCGUCUGUACUGGUUCCCCCUAAAAGUGCUGUACGCCACCUGCGUGUCCAGCCUGCAAUCCGUCCCCAACAUCCCUUUCUACUUCUUCUUCAAUGCUCUGCUCCUCGCCUUGCUGCUCAUGAACAUCUACUGGUUCUUGUUCAUCGUCUUAUUCGUGGUGAAGGUGCUGAAGAUGAAGGAGGUGAAUGACGUCAGGGAGUACGAGGAGGAGGAGGGCGGCAAGUCAGCAGCGGGCCUGCUCAAAAACCCUCAGGCCGCCACAAACAACGGCAAAAAUGAGGAGGAGGAUGAUGAUGAUGAUGCUGGACAUCACCAGAGGGGCGAUGAGAAGCACGUUCAGAAUGGCAUCACCAAGGAGAAGCAUCUAUGAACGGCUCUCCGUCGCCCCCGCCUGGCAGGAGGCCACCAGUACGGAAGGAGAAAAGGAUCAGGAAGAACACACACACACACACAACCGAGUAUUUUUUGGAAUUAUUAGAGCACUGUGAAUGUUAUCUCUUCUUGUUGCUUAUGUUGCAUUUUAGUACAAGUCAGCAUUGGACUGUGAAGGUGUCACAUGACCUGGAGAUACCCCUAGUGACGUUCCCCCAUCCAUCCCUCAUUCAUUAUUCUCACGGCCUGUGGUGGCCUCCUGCGUCCAUUAGCAACAUUCUUGUGUGUGUGUGUGUGUGUGUGUAUGCAGCCUCUUCUUUUACAACACUUCACCUCAGUUUUCAACGUGUGUGUUUUGUGUGUGUGUGUGUGUGUCUGUUGCACUGACAUGAAGGCCGACAAGCUGCUUUAAUGACAGCAAAAAGCUACAAGUGAUUGAGUUGGGUCUUUUUUUUUAAUCUUCAUUAUUUAAUUUGCAACAAAAAACGCCCAUAAAAAGAUGAAAAUCAAUAAGCGGAUGACUAAAAUAUAAUAUGUAUGCACAUGUAUUCAGGAAUGCAUGACAUUGGAAUGAUUUUUUUUUGUUUUUUUAAAUCAUAGUUUUAUUUUGAAAGGAACGCGCACAUGUUUCCGGUGUUUGCGGCGCUUAAGGACGGAUGCAUGCAAUUUGCACAAAAAGGUGCCCCGCCCUCUCCUACACUCCUCCAAAGUAAGAUUUGGUACCUUCUCGAUCCACUUCGGGCUCUUGUUUUGAAAAGCAGCAUGCUUGAUCGCCGGAACUGGUCCGCAGACGAAUAUUGUCGCUUUGUUUAAGCGUCUUCUUGGACUUCCUGUCCCUCCAUUCCACCUGAGGUUGUUGUUUGAUGAUUUCUUUUUAUCGAAGCUGCUGUUUUUGUUCCUCUUGUGUUAUUUUAUUUGGUUGUUUUCUGCUGUGAUCCGACACAAAGCGGGACCCAGAGUCCCGCGGAGUGGACUCGUUCGUACAAUCUGGACUAUCGAUUGUUGGCGGAAUGCUGGAUCAUGUGACGUCAGGUGAUCGGAAAGCUAACUCCCGAAUGGCUGUGUCUCAAUUUGCGUUGAAACGGAUGCGGUGUUAGCCGCCUGUGAGGGCUUUUAAUUGGGGGAGGACCUCACUGCAAAAUAGUAUUUGUGGUGACAAAAAUAAAUGAAUGUAUGGGAAAUACUGUACUGUACAGCCAAAAACACGUACAGUAACCCCUCGCUAUUUGGCCAUUUUUCAAACCAUAUUAAAUAUCAGUUUGGUGGUCGACUAUAACCUCUUAACAGUAUUGUUACUCGGAAUCAGUAAUGUUGACAUUGCUGAUUUGGGAGUAAAAAUAAGCUUUUCCUCCUUCCUCCUGGAAGUUUUUGUCGUUUUUGGAGAGGCUACCUAGUUAGCUUGCGCCACCCAUCUUUUAUGUCCCUGUAGUGAUCCCGUAGCCUGAUCAAUGUGAUGUAAACAAAAGAAUAAUAAAGUAACUAUUGGCUAACAAUGAAGACAUUCCAUUAUCAACAUUGCGGAAAUUCAUUUAACGCGGUCGGCUCAUGAAUAAAUUGACCGUGAUAAACGAGGGAUUACUGUAUUUGUGGUAGUCAUUACACUAGUAUUGGAUACUAACAUUGGUAUUGGUAUGAUGGAUCUACUGUACCGUGGUAAAAUUGGCUUCCUGAGUAACAAAGUACACAUAGUGCGCAUAAGCAAGUGUACGCCGGUAUUGCAUUUGAGACACAGCCUGCCUGAAGUGUGAAAAUACAUGUUCCAAAAAUCAUGGAAAUGUAACGUGUUUUUUGGGGGAUUGAAAAAUCUUUUCAAUUAGCCAAAUCAUCCGAAUUUGAUUCAUAAUAUUUCAGUAUUUCUCAGAACUCCUCUGUUGUUUGAUGACAACUUUUGAGACAUUUGAAUCGAGCUUUGUGUGAGUGACGGGAAGAAAAGCUACAGGUCACAAAUUGGAUUGGCCAUAUUAUAUAUAUUUCAAAUAAAAACAGAAGAGUUAUGAUGCUAACGUGAUCCAACGACUGAAGAAGCUAAGAAUAUAUCAUUUCGAAAUGGUCAUGACUAGGGAUGUAAUUAUCAGUAUAAUAAUGUGAUAUCGGUCCUGAUCAUGUACCGAUGUUUACAACACAUACAUGUUCUUUCCACCACAGGAGAUGUGGAAUGUUACACAUUAAGAGUUGGACAAUAUCGGCAUAUCGCACAUCUCCAUUUAUGAUUUGACUUUCAGGUGUUGAAAAAGAGGCGUGGUCAAUCAUUCAAAUCAAUGAGAUGUCAGUAUUACUAAUUUUUGAUUGGAUUUUACAUGCAUGUAAAGUAGUAUUCAACGACCUGAGAAAGCCUGCCCAGGAAGUGACCACUUGAAAUAAUUUCUUUGAUUUUGUUGCAAACGUUAGAAAAAGUGUCAUGUGAACGUACAAAAUGUCCUUGGCGGUGGUGUAAGGGAUUGCUGGGGUAGGCUCCAGCUCCAGAUAAGAUAAAUGGUACUGAGAAAGCUGAAAGGACAGAGUUGGGAUUUUUGUCUUUGUUUUGGUCCAAGAUGAAUGCUUUUUGAUUGUGCCAAAAUGUGACGUCGAAGGUGCGGGCAGGACGGCUUGCAUGAACACCACCGGGCUUUAAAAAAAAAAGCCCCGCAAAGGAUUCCUUUUGUCCAAAAAGAAUUGCACUGUAAUUUAUUAGCAUUUGUAAUGUACAUUAGCUAGAUGAACGCUAGAGAAGGAAAAGGGUGAAUGGGGUAUUUUUAGACCUUUUUUUGGAUCAAACAUUGUAUUUUAAUCCCUGUAAUUGCCCACAAUUCAACCACUGGCUCUUUUAUAGACCAUUUUUGCUUUUGGUUAUACCCUGAAAUAAAAAGGUGUUCCAAGUAUAUAAAAAACAAAAAACUUGUGUGCUUUAUUUUGAAUCACAGUUGUUUUUAUUUUUGCAAAAUUGAAGAGGAAUCGGUUGCACCACUGAGCAAUAAAUUAAUCAUGAAAAGUGUUGGUAAAAAGAGGGAGGGUGUUUUUGUACACAAGUCAUGCAGUAACACAUAAAAAAAAACAUCUCUCCACAUAUUUGUGUCAGGAAAAUGCACUUUUUAUGGAUUUUUUUUUCUUCCCAUUAUCCACAAUCCUUAGAGACAUGAAAAUAAUUAUGCACCAAAUUAGACACACCCAAAUCAAACACGCCCACAAGGUUUUCCAAGUAGCAACAGGUACAUUCAUUAGCAUGGACUAAACUAGCAUCAAAUACAAGACAGCAGCUCCAAUGUAGCGUUACCUUUCGCUAGCUAGGUAGUUCU
Molecule: messenger RNA, 5142 nt
Organism: Doryrhamphus excisus (bluestripe pipefish)
Lineage: Eukaryota; Metazoa; Chordata; Actinopteri; Syngnathiformes; Syngnathidae
Gene: cers1
Product: ceramide synthase 1
Biological process (GO): ceramide biosynthetic process
Cellular component (GO): membrane
Molecular function (GO): sphingosine N-acyltransferase activity
Source: RefSeq, a predicted model, not a curated record